AUGCCUACCGAGCUCCUCGCCCUCCCACCCUCAUACACCCUGGUAGGGCUUUACCGCCUGUUGACCGACCCGUCCAUUCGCGAGCCGGUCCUCGCCAAGGUCAAGCAUGCCGCCGUCCGCGGCGCGGUCGUCGGCGCGGCGUACGCGACCCUCGGGUGGGGGUUCAUGAGCUGGAUCGUGAAGCGAUGGAUCGUCAAAGGUCGCGUCGGCGAGCGCGUUACGCUUGGACACGGCUCGGUAUCCAUGAACAUCGACUUGGUGCUCUACACCCACCUGCUCCUCCUUAUCCCCCAGGUCGGCCAGAUCAUGAAGUUCUUCAUGAGGAAGAACCUCCGCAUUGCGCGUGCUCGCGCUUACGCUUUGACUGUUGCGUCGCGCAAGAAGCCGCAAGAGUUCUGGGGCCUCGGCUACAUUGAGGAGUGGCAGCAGCCACCAGUCAUGACUCCCGAGCAGCGUGCCGCUGGAGGCCGCUCACACGAGGAGAAGUGGCUCCGCUGGUUCCUCUGGUGGCCAUCGCAGAUGCUGCUGCGCCAGUUCAUUCUUCUCCCUCUGAGACCCGAGCUUCCCCUGCUUCUUCCCAUCGUGAUUGCGGCUGUCAGGAGCGUCGGUACUGCCCAGUACCUGCACAAGCCCUACUUUGCUCAGAAGCGCAUGACAAAGCAACAGAUCUGGCUUUGGAUCGAAGAGCGCAAGUGGGCCUACCGUUCGUUCGGUUUCACCUCGGCCCUCCUUGAGAGGCUUCCCAUCAUUGGCCUCUUGUUCAGCAUUUCGAACAACAUUGGCGCCGCCAUGUGGGCCCACGACCUUGAGAAGCGCCAGCACCUCUUCGCCCACGGCAUCCUCCAGCCCCUGCCUCCUGCCCGUGUCGGAAUCUUUGGCUCGGGAACCCCCAGAGACAUUACCACCGAGGUGGUCGUGGCCGAGAAGCAGAUCGAGGCCAGGUGGUCCACCCGUCCCGUCUUCCAUCCCCAGGUCAUUGAACGCCCCGACUCGGAGUAUCCCGAUGUCGCCCCUCCCAGCUACGAGGCGAGCGCUGCUGGUGUGGCCGCCGCAGCCGCUGCUGCCGGCUCCUCAACCGGAAAGAGCUCCGCUAUCAAGGUCCCCCCUCCCCUUCCUGCCCGCACGAGCGCGGCGACUACGUCGACCGCCGUCCCGCCUCCCCUUCCACCCCGCCACGAUGUCAAGUUGGACGCGGAAACCAGCAUGCCCGGCGCCCUCUAA
Molecule: messenger RNA, 1221 nt
Organism: Apiotrichum porosum
Lineage: Eukaryota; Fungi; Basidiomycota; Tremellomycetes; Trichosporonales; Trichosporonaceae
Exons: 6
Coding region: 1-1221 (406 amino acids)
Source: RefSeq, a predicted model, not a curated record